CAACCUGUUUAUGAAGGACCAUAAACUAUUAUGAGUUUACUGACAUUAUGUUGAGAAUAGAGAUACCGCUAGUCUUGCAUCACCAUAUUCCCAAGUCUCCAUCAACCAGGAAGCUUCAUACAGAGGCUAAGGCCAGGAUUAAAUCCGUCUUGCGUUAGAUCCUAGUUAUAGCAUGCUUGACAUUGAAAGUUAAUUUCCAAUUGAGCUGACAUUUGCAGCGUUUAGUUUGAAAGCGACCUCCGCGAACGCGGUUACAUUGCCUUUAAAAGUUGCACUGUCUACAAGGGCAAUCGGAUUGACUCCUGGCCUAAGAUAACACUGUGUUAUCCAAGAUUGUGAAAAAGAGGACUCAUUUUGAAAGUAGGGUUAGCAGGGUGGUUUGCUUAUGAGAUGGAACACUGAAGAUAAGACAGACAAGCUCCAACAGGAUGGGCCACAUUGAGACAGUUAUCCCUAUCUGCAUUAGCCCCCAUCAACAUCUCUGUGUCCCAAGCCGGUGUGGCACCAGGGAGGACCAGGCAAGACUCUGCAGGCACAGCCUUACAACUGGAUGAGCUUGGAAUGCUAACAUUAGCAAACCAUAAAAAUACCAUGAGGUCUGGGUGGCUGUGCCUUUGGAAAAUAUAACUCACAUUAUGGCUCACUGCAUUUGGAUCAAACAGUCCAUUAUUUUAUAACCACCACACCAAAAGGGAAUAUCUACUGUACAUAGGGUACUUUCUCAAACGGUCUAAAACAGAGUUUCUCAUGGUUCUAACUACACAUAUGCCUCCAAGAGAGGCAAAGAUAGUUGUUUUAAAUUUGUAAGGAAUUCUUUCUUGACUUAAUUUCCUGCCUCAUGCUCCUUCCUGAUUCUCUGGGACAGAAAUACCUUCUACUGGGAUGAGAGGAAGAUACAAUAAUCCCACAGGCAGCAUAAAGAAAGUGAUCUUUAUUUUAUCGGCUUUGUAGGACAGGCUUGUUAGUUCAUGGCCUCUUAUAUUAGGUAUAUCCAAACACUGCUAUACUAUUGAUGGUACUAUGUGUAAAUACUGUAGGUGCCUGUGUGUACACUACUAAGAUAUCCACAAGGAGAGAGUGUGCGAGAAAGAGAGAGCUAGAUAGAAAGAGAGCUCACCCUUACCACCCUUAUCUUUGCAUUGUUCUUAUGCUCUGAGAAUGAAUGGGGCAGUAUCAAUUUACUACCAAGGGAACGGCAUCUGAGAAAAAAAAUAACACCUUUAAGACUUUUCUGUUGUUGGGAGCGAAUUGCAGCUUUCCAUAUCUCAGUGGGGAAUGUCCCAGGUAAAAUUACAGUCUCUUCCGGAUAUGUUUACAACAAGAUUAGAGUUGCCUUUGUUCCUGCAUGUCUGCACGGGGCUAGGAUAAUUGUUCUUUUGUUUAGCUUGUCUGGAACUCAUAUCCUCAGAUAGGUGGAGGACAAUUAGGUCCAUGUCCAGUUCUUUACAUAAUCUCAUGUGGUAUACUUAUAAUGAGGGGUUUAACUGGUGAUACCCCAAUUUUUUGACCUUUUUUAAAUCAAAUUAUAUAUAGCUAUAGCGAUUGAUUCUUGAAGAAUAUAACUUAUUCACAUGAGCUUUGUUCAACUGUCUUAAACAUCAGAACCCAAAAUAUAAGCUUAUUUUAUAAAAAAUCCUGAAUUGCCCCUUUAACUGUAUGUGUGGUUUGUGAUGCGACUCAUGUCCCUGCCAGUUUGCAUGUGAUUCCAGGUUUUCAAGGUAUGCCAGUGAGGAAAUUGAGAAACCCUGUAUAUGGAGUGGAACACAAAUACAUUACACAAGCAGUUUAUAUAAUAUAUUUUCAUAUUUGGGCACAGAAUUAAUCACAAAUAUGUAUAAACAGAAAAUAUUUCUGAUCACCAUCAUUCUGUUUUACCAUUCCAUACUUAUUCUGUGACAUUACAAUUAAAGAGAUGGCAAUCUCAAAUUACCAAGGGUUUUAAAAGGAAAAUCUACAAACUGAGGCAAACUAAAAUAGUACCAUCUCACUCACAUUUGAAGAAGUGUACUUUAGAGUUUCACUUUUGAGAGAGAAAAGCCAGACAUGAGGACAAAGGAGUAUGAAAAGUGCUUUUGGGGCAUAGAGGAGAGAGGGAGGGAACUUGGGCAGAGGGGAGUUUCUAGUGGGAGGGACUGUGGGGGCCUGCAGGGUUAUAUAGUUAGAACGGCUUCCUCUCUGCCCCUGCUCUGUGUGUCUGUGUGCUCCGGUUUCUGCUGGCCCACUCUUAACUCUCUGUGCCUCUCUCAGUCUCUCUUGCUCCAACGAAAAUGAGUGUCAAGCGAAGCAGCGUCAGGGGACCUGGUAGUGGGUACAGCCAAUCCAUCACUCGCAGCUCUGCUGUUCCUGCCUACCGGGCCGCCAGCACCUAUGGUGGGGCUGGGGGUCAGGGGACCCGCAUCUCCUCUGUGUCCUACUCAGGUGUGCGCAGCGGGAUGGGAGGGAUGGGGAUGGGAGGCUCCGGGGGCUCCAUGUCCAGCAACAUCCAGGUGAGUGCCAGCGGGGACACAGCCGACAUCAUGGGCAAUGAGAAGUUUGCCAUGCAGAACCUCAACGACCGUCUGGCCUCUUACCUGGAGAUGGUGAGGAACCUGGAGCAGGCCAAUGGCAAACUGGAGCUGAAGAUCAGGGAGGCCAUGGAGAAGAGAGGCCCAGACGUCAAUGACUACAGCCGCUACAACGCCAUCUUGGAUGACCUGAGGAAGAAGGUGUUUGAUGCCACAAAAGGCAACGCCCGUCUGUGUCUUCAGAUCGACAAUGCACGCUUGGCUGCUGAUGACUUCAGGGUGAAGUUCGAGUCCGAGCUGUCCAUCCGGCAGUCUGUUGAAGCUGACAUUGUUGGCCUGAGGAAGGUCAUUGAUGACACCAACAUGGGCCGCAUGAACCUGGAGAGCGAGAUCGAAUCUCUAAAGGAGGAGCUCAUCUUCCUGAAGAAGAACCACGACAACGAGGUGAUGGAGAUGCGUAACAUGAUCUCCCAGUCUGGAGUGCAGGUGGAUGUGGAUGCUCCUAAGGGACAGGACCUGGCCGCUAUCAUGGCUGAGGUCCGGGCCAAGUAUGAGAAGGAGGCCCUGAAGAACCAGGAGGAGCUCAAAGCAUGGCACGAAACACGGAUCACAGAGGUGCAGUCUGUGGUGUCACAGAACACAGAGGCCCUGCAGGGCGCACACACAGAGAUCAAUGACCUCCGCAGACAGCUACAGACACUGGAGAUUGAGCUGGACUCACAGAAAAGCUUGAAAGGUUCUCUGGAGGGAACCCUGCGCGACACAGAGAUGCGCUACAACAUGGAGAUGGAAUCCUUGAACAACAUCCUCGUGGGUCUGGAGUCUGAGCUGACCAACCUCCGCUCUAACAUCCAGCAGCAGACACAGGAGUACGAGCACCUGCUCAACAUCAAGAUGAAGCUGGAGGCGGAGAUCGCCACAUACAGAAGACUGCUGGACGGAGGAGACUUCAAGCUCCAGGAUGCUCUGGAGGACCAGCGGACAGUGAAGACCAAGGUGAUGACCGUCACACAGACUCUGGUGGAUGGGAAAGUUGUCUCCUCCAGCACAGAGACCAAGGAGAGGAAACAGUGAGACCACACCCAUCGUUCCCAGUCAUCCUUCACGUACAACACCAAUCGACACCUCAUAGGCAUACGAUAACAUCUAGCUGGAUAUAAGAAGAAAGCUAUCUCAUCAUUGUAUUUAUUUCAUCAUUGUUUCUUUUGCUUUUGGGUCUUGUGUUUUUUUUAUCUUACGCAUGUAAGAAUACAUACGUUUAAGUUCAGAAUUGAGAAAUUUGGGACGAAGUUGGUUUAACCAAUGUUUUAGACCUUUAAACUAGCAAUUGGAUGAAGUAAAAUAUCUGUAUAUCUAUUAACUUUCUUUUUCUACCAUUGUCAUCUUACUUUUCUUUCUGUCCAAUUGAAUUUGCCUGAUGUGAUGUACCUUCAUUGUACAAUAAAAUUUUACCGGAAUCUUGA
Messenger RNA from Oncorhynchus kisutch (coho salmon), 3967 nucleotides. Its product is annotated as keratin, type I cytoskeletal 18. Gene Ontology annotation, biological process: intermediate filament cytoskeleton organization. NCBI's taxonomy places the organism in Eukaryota, Metazoa, Chordata, Actinopteri, Salmoniformes, Salmonidae. Bases 2268 to 3578 code for a protein of 436 amino acids. Gene Ontology annotation, molecular function: structural molecule activity. The record is from RefSeq and is a predicted model, not a curated record. Gene Ontology annotation, cellular component: keratin filament; cytoskeleton. The transcript has 7 exons.